Molecule: messenger RNA, 2101 nt
Organism: Lotus japonicus
Lineage: Eukaryota; Viridiplantae; Streptophyta; Magnoliopsida; Fabales; Fabaceae
Product: pentatricopeptide repeat-containing protein At2g33760-like
Exons: 1
Coding region: 92-1822 (576 amino acids)
Biological process (GO): RNA modification
Molecular function (GO): zinc ion binding; protein binding; RNA binding
Source: RefSeq, a predicted model, not a curated record
AGGAAGUUCCUUUGACACUGUCACUUCCAACAGUUAUCCUUAGUGAUGCUUUUGUUUGCGUGGGCACUGAGGGAAAAACCUUAAAACAAACAUGUACUCAGUGGUAGCCGAGUCAUGUAUUGAUAUGCUAUAUAGGUGCAGAAACGUUGUUCAUAUCAAACAAGUUCAUGCCCACAUGAUAGCCAAUGGAAAAUUGCAAGAUCUCGUUUUUGCAAACAAGCUCCUUUACACCUAUGUCCAACACAAGGCCAUGGAUGAUGCUUACUACCUGUUUGAUGGAAUGACAAUGAGAGACCCCACUACUUGGAGUCUCAUGGUUGGUGGGUUUGCCAAGAUUGGUGACUAUGGCAAUUGCUAUGCAACCUUCAGGGAGGUUCUGAGGUGUGGUGUUUCACCUGAUAACUACACUUUGCCUUUUGUGAUUAGAACUUGCAGGGACCGAAAGGACCUUCGAACGGGCCAAGCGAUCCAUGGCGCGGUCUUGAAAUAUGGCUUGCAAAUGGAUCAUUUUGUUUGUGCCUCCCUUGUUGACAUGUAUGCCAAGUGUAUGUUGAUUGAGGAUGCUCAACGGCUGUUUGAUGGAAUGCCCAGUAAGGACCUUGUGACUUGGACAGUGAUGAUUGGUGCUUAUGCUGAUUGCAAUGCGUACGAGUCACUGGUCUUGUUCGAUCGAAUGAGGGAAGAAGGUCUUGUUCCUGACAAGGUUGCUAUGGUGACCGUUGUCAAUGCAUGUGCCAAGUUGGGGGCUAUGCACAGAGCAAGGUCUGUUAAUGAAUAUAUUGUUAGAAAUAGUUUCCCUUUGGAUGUGUUCUUGGGGACUGCAAUGAUUGACAUGUAUGCCAAGUGUGGGAGUGUUGAGUGUGCUAGAGAGGUUUUUGAUAGGAUGAAAGAAAAAAAUGUCAUUUCAUGGAGUGCUAUGAUUGCUGCUUAUGGAUAUCACGGGAAAGGGAAGGAAGCCAUUGAUUUAUUUAACAUGAUGUUGAGCUGUUCAAUAUUUCCAAACAGGGUUACCUUUGUCUCCCUCUUAUAUGCUUGUAGUCACUCAGGGCUGAUCGAAGAGGGUCUUCGCUUCUUCAAUUCGAUGUGGGAAGAACAUGCUGUUAGACCGGAUGUCAAACAUUAUACCUGCAUGGUUGAUCUUCUUGGACGCGCUGGGAGGUUAGAUGAGGCUGUUAAAUUGAUUGAGGCCAUGGCAGUUGAGAAAGACGAGAGACUGUGGAGUGCUUUGAUUGGGGCAUGUAGAAUUCAUGGGAACAUGGAGUUGGCAGAAGAGGCAGCUAAUUCUCUACUUGAACUGCAGCCACAAAACCCAGGGCACUAUGUGUUACUAUCUAAUAUUUAUGCAAAAGCUGGUAAGUGGGAAAAAGUUGCAAAAUUUAGGGAUAUGAUGACUCGAAGGAAACUGAAGAAAGUUCCUGGAUGGACGUGGAUCGAAGUGGAUAAUGAAACGUACCAGUUCAGCGUCGGAGACAGAUCUCAUCCUCGAUCAAAGGAGAUCUAUGAAAUGCUGAUGAGUCUAAUCAAGAAGCUGGAGGUGGCUGGUUAUGUACCUGAUACAGAUUUUGUGUUGCAUGAUGUUGAGGAGGAAGUUAAGCAAGAAAUGUUGUACACACAUAGUGAAAAGUUGGCUAUUGCAUUUGGCUUAAUUGCCAUCCCUGAGGGUGAUCCCAUAAGGAUCUCCAAAAAUCUGAGGGUCUGUGGUGAUUGUCACACAUUUAGUAAGAUGGUUUCAGCUGUUAUGAGAAGGUCCAUAAUUGUUCGGGACGCGAAUCGUUUUCACCAUUUCAAUGAAGGGACUUGUUCGUGUGGGGACUAUUGGUAGCUUGACGAUUAUACCAGUCAUUUUUGUGUGUCUACCAAAAUGUAAUACUUAACAAGUACGAAAAUGCAUGAUAAUUUUGAAAUGUAACUGUAUACUACAACAGAGGGGUACUUGGUAAGUUUGGAGAGUCCUUAGGCCUUCUGCAUCUAUGAGUUGAUUUUUGAGCAAUUAAAGCUCAUAAAUUAAUAUACAACAUUUGAUAAUGUUAAUGUUACUCUAGAUAGCUUCUGUUUGUAAUUACUUUGAGAUGCUAUUGAAAUCAAAUUAUGUAAUUGUCAA